This is a messenger RNA of Seminavis robusta, 1396 nucleotides long. The record is from the annotation of a GenBank genome assembly. NCBI's taxonomy places the organism in Eukaryota, Bacillariophyta, Bacillariophyceae, Naviculales, Naviculaceae.
AGCUUGUCGAGAAGUCAUAUCGUGUUCAUUGAUGCUCUUCGAAGUACUUGAUGAACGAUCUCAAUUCUUCGCGAGAACCGUACCGAAAGGUUGGAAAAGGUACGGGUAACGGUAUCCUUCAAUUGUUCUGUGUCUCUCUGCCUCUCACAAAUCCAAGGGAUCCAAAAGCAAAAAGCAAAAACAAACACAAACAACUAUAUCCAACCCAACCCAACCCAACCCAACAGCUAUCUGCAUCACCAUGUCUGCAAUCUACCUUGUUACCGGUGCCAACAGUGGCUUGGGACUUGACUCCGUCCGUCGUCUAGCCAUGAUGCCCUCCACCAAGAAAAUCUACAUGGGGUGCCGCUCUGAAAACAAAGCCUCCGCUGCCAUUGACUCGAUUAAGGGCAUGGAAGGAGUGGAUGUGACCAAGCUUCAGUAUGUCCACUUUGAUGCAUCUGCUUCCAAGGAAGCAAUAUUUAAGAUUGUGGACUCUCUUGACAAUGACCCGAUAACUGGAGUCCUUCUCAAUGCUGGUGGCAUUGGUCAUGACAAGACCAAGAAACCGAUUGGACCCAACCAUGUCCUUGAUGUCCACCAAAUCAAUUUGAUUGGACACAUCCAGCUUGUGGAGGCUCUCAAGCCCAAACUGGCCCAGGGAUGUAAGCUUGUCUUUGCAGGAUCAGAAGCUGCUCGCGGUGUCCCCCUCAUGAUGAUUGGUACUCCCAAGCUUGGUGACACAAGUGAUUGGUACAAGAACCAACUUGAAGGAAACUUUCGUGGUUAUGAUCCCAUGGCUGUGUAUGCCAAGACUAAGGGAUUCGCGGCAUUGUACUUUGCUGAGUGGGCUCGUCAGAACCCCAAGUACAACGUCCUGGUGGUGUCCCCAGGUGGUACCUCUGGCACUUCUGCUUUAAAUGCGGAUGCAGUGCCAGCUCACUUCAGAUUGAUGAUGCCUGUUAUGAUGCCCAUGAUGAAGGCAAUUGGAGUCAUGCAUCCCUUGGAAGAUGGAACUGACCGGUACAUUCAGGCUCUUACUGGCAAGUAUGACAAAACAUUCCAGAGUGGAUCUUUUGUUGCAUCGAAGCGAGGAACUACAGGCAAGGUCAGUGAUCAGACCAAGCUCCGCAAAGGGCAGAUGUAUGCUGACACAGUGAAGCAGAAGGCCGCCUUUGAAGCAUUGUCAGUCUACACCACAAAGCCCCUUCACUCUGAUGUGCAGCAUAUUGUGGAUGUUUCUGCUGUGCAGAAUAUUGUGUCGGUUUAAAGUGGAACUUUAAUCAUCCAGCAAGAGAUACUAGUAGAUUCCAAAAGCACUAGCACUACUCAAUAUCCCCAGAUAAGGCUAUUGUAAUAUUUCCCGUAGCAGCAGUGGACGCAAUGUGCGUUUUCUAGAGAAUGAAUGAGGCCAAGA